Molecule: messenger RNA, 2151 nt
Organism: Gaeumannomyces tritici R3-111a-1
Lineage: Eukaryota; Fungi; Ascomycota; Sordariomycetes; Magnaporthales; Magnaporthaceae
Exons: 2
Coding region: 1-2151 (716 amino acids)
Source: RefSeq, a predicted model, not a curated record
AUGGAGUCCGCAAACGUGAUUCUCAAAAAGGACAUUCCCUGCGCCCACUUGUCGAACACCUUCCUAAACCCCAAGCGCCUGGUUAUAUGCUGCGAUGGCACCUGGAAUAAUUCCAACGAUGGCAAGGACCCCUCGACCAACGUGAGCCGCCUUGCCAGCGCCGUCGCGCACAAGUGCUGCUCGGGCAUGCCUCAGGUCGUGUACUACCACCCUGGCGCCGGCACUGAAGCCAGCGCUCUCGCGCAUUUCCUCGGCGGCUUCCUCGGCCAAGGCGUCGUUCAGGACGUGGCCGAAACGUACCGCUUCGUGUGCGACAACUACAACCCCGGCGACGAGAUUGUGCUCGUCGGCUUUUCGAGAGGCGCCUUCACGGCGCGCUCGGUGGCCGACAUGAUUUGCAACCUCGGCUUCCUCAACCGCGCCGGCCUCGACAACCUGGCGGGCAUCUUCCACGACUACUGCACCUGGGAAGACUGGGUUGGCGAAAAAAAGCGAGACGAUUCCAAGCACCUGCUUGGAUUUUCCCUUGACAAUUACAACCCAACGUGCACGCUAGAUGAGCCCGGCAAGGACCAGCAGGGCGCCGGCAACAACAACAACAAGCCUCGGCCUCCACGGCCCGGCCGGGACUCGUUCGGAAAAAGCCUGGCGGAGGCCGAGGCCGGGACGUCGGCCAAGGCAUUCGCCGAACAGGUCGAGUCAGAACUUGCCACAGGAUUGGAAGCAAGGAAGGACUCCCUUUGGACCAAGAUCAAAAAGGCAGAGAAUCGCUCAGCGAUUGCCAAGCUGUACUUGGAGGAGCUUGCCCAGCAACAGCUCGUCCUUGCGACCAAGGUUCCCCAAGAGAACGGCAGGAUCAAGUGGGUUCCCGUCCAGGGAAAUGUCAAGGCAGUCGGGGUCUGGGACACGGUCGGCAGCCUGGGCGUCCCCAAGGGACCUCUGCGUCGCGACGCCGGCCGUAGUAACAACGAGAUCCGUUUCGCCAGCCUCGAGAUGCACGCAAACGUCCAGUUCGCCUUCCACGCCCUGGCCCUCGACGAGUACCGCACCGCCUUCAGCCCGACGCUUUGGCAGCUUCCCGAGGUAUCCAAGACGGUUCUGCGCCAAGUCUGGUUCGCGGGCAACCACGGAGACGUCGGCGGCGGCUGGGCGGACGAGCAGUCGGCCAACAUCUCGCUGGCCUGGAUGGCGGACCAGCUCACCUCGGUCGGCGUCGAGUUCAGCAGGCCCGAGUUCCAGCGCGUCUUUUACGACCUGGCCUCGUCCUCGGUGCCCGAGCAGUGGUCCAUGGGCCCCAUUCACAACCCGCCCCUUAAAACGUCCACGCUCGAGGUCGUGGGGAGCGUAGUCAAGCCUGACAGGAGCCCAGACCCACGCACACCGGGACUGUACAGCUGCGACGCACCCAAGGAGGGCUGGACCGAGUGGCUAAAGCGAUGGGCAACGUGGCAGCAGAAGAAAAAGCAGCCGUUCCUGGCCAGGUCAGAGGAGCUGGUCCACCCGUCGGUUAGGAUCCGGUACCAGUGUGGCGGGCAAGGGCCGGACGGGGCGGGUCCGUACACGUGCCCCGCGCUCUUUAAAAAUGGGUAUAUUCUGGAAAAGAGGAUUGGAAAGCCGAAGCCCAGGACCGUGAACGAGAGCCCGGAAGAGUGGCGAGCGAACCGCACGCACAAAACUGUCGGGGGCAGGGUCGUUAGCCACCGCAACGAUGCCGAGUCGGCCAAGCUGGCCACCUUGGAGCCGGACGCGCGCAGCAUCCGCGUGCAGCAGCCAGUCGAAGAGCUUCAUGUCGUAAAGCUGCCUGAGACCCAGACGAGCUGGGUUUGGAGGCACGAAGCGAUAGUGCGUGACGACGGCCCAUUGGAGCUUCCAGAGGAGCAGGUCGGGGUGUGGGAGCGCUUGUUUAUCAAGACACAGGAGCAGCUGGUGGAAUGGAAGCCCUUGUACGAAGCUCGCAAGAAGCGCUUGGAGGGCGUCGCGGCAAAGAAGCGAUGGCCCAUCACAAACGCGGCCUAUGGCGCAGCUGGCACGGUGGCGGGCUGGUUUAGCGGGAGCAAGGGUGCCACACCCAAGGGCAAGGAUGUGAGGGAUUGGGGCUAUCACGAAAUAGCCGUCUGGCUGUGGGGGGAGCUGGAAAAGAAGGACAAGUAG